Molecule: messenger RNA, 1116 nt
Organism: Bacidia gigantensis
Lineage: Eukaryota; Fungi; Ascomycota; Lecanoromycetes; Lecanorales; Ramalinaceae
Exons: 1
Coding region: 1-1116 (371 amino acids)
Source: RefSeq, a predicted model, not a curated record
AUGCACGUGCAAGUACUCUCAUACGCUUUUGGCUUGCUGGGUACUUUCCAUCUUGUUGCAACUCAUUGUGUUCCCCCUCAAGUUUACCAAGACAAUUCUAAUCCACAUGACGACCUAUAUGCGAUUGAGGAUGCUGUUGGUCAAUCAGUCCUUGUGGGAUCGCAGAAAGGACAACAGAACACUCUUCUUGCUGGCAACAGGAUGAUAAACGAGUCCAAGCUUGUCGAUGCAGUCAGAAGUCAAUAUCUGGCUAAGUAUCCAUCCGAGAUGAAAGCCUCGCAGCAUCUCGUUCACGUCACGGGUACCCAGCAAAACCGAAUCAAUUACGGCUGGGGCGACGCCAGAAUGAUCGACAUCCAAUUCCCUCUAAUGGGUACUUGCAAACCCAAGGUUUCCAAGAGUAAAGAAGUUGCCGAAGGCAUCUAUUGCGGCCAAGAGGCUGGAUGCCAGGUCACUCGACAAGUCACCCUUACCGAUGGCUACGAAAGCACUCUUGGUUUCGGCAUCAGCACUACUAUCAGUGCAGAAACGGACAUUGUGUUCGUCAAAGCUUCCAUCGCAACGACGUAUGAAUUCUCCUACGAAUAUAAAUGGUCACACAGCGAGUCGUCCACGAAUUCGUACACUUUCAACCUGCUCAAAGGCGAAUAUUGCACCCCGAGCAUGGUUCAUCUGAAUCUCGAGUGCGAUGUCGCGUCCGACAUUGUCUUUUAUGACACCACCUGGGACGACGGCCCCGAGAAUAUGUGGUUAGAGGAGAACAACCACCGGAUGGGCGGACCUUACCAAUACGGGCAAUGGUGCCGGACAAUGCACCUCAAAGAAGACAUUCUCAAGCAAGACAAAUACUUCGACGCCGUGCUGAAGGAGGAUCCCCCCAGAGGAAAAGCAUGGUUGCGCCCUUCGAGCGAGCUCAAUAAAUACAAGAAGAAUAGCAAUGACAAAGACAUCCACGAUGACGAGGUUGUGAUACGCAGAGGUGAAAGGGGCCGUGGUGGUGACUUCAGCCAGGUCUUUGUCUGUAAGAGAUAUCUGCCUUCAACGCAGCGAGAAAAGACGGAUGUCCCUGUUCAUGGGAGUUCGAACAAGCUUCUAGGCUUUAUUGGCUGCAUUUGA